Molecule: messenger RNA, 1983 nt
Organism: Parathielavia appendiculata
Lineage: Eukaryota; Fungi; Ascomycota; Sordariomycetes; Sordariales; Chaetomiaceae
Exons: 4
Coding region: 1-1983 (660 amino acids)
Source: RefSeq, a predicted model, not a curated record
AUGGGGGUACACAAAACUACGCGCUCGCCGCUCGCACAACGGGCUUCUCAAGAACAAGGGCUUCCUCUUGAAGAGACAGAGGUCCCCGCGUUUAUUUACCGGCCGCUGGAGGACGCGGGGCUGGAAACCCGUUUCUUCAAGCUCUUUCUGGGAGACUUCGACGAGCCCGGCCGUAUAGGGCACGACAUCGAGUACGACGCCAUUCCGUGGUGUUGGGAAGAGGACCCUUCUCGGACCACGAUGUUUCUUAGGAUCGACGAGGGGCUUACGCGCUGCCUUGUGUCCAAGGGCCUUGAGGCUACCUUCCGACACCUGCGACGGCGUUGGCGGGACAGGGUCGUCUGGGCAGACGCGCUGUGCAUCAACCAGACUGACAUCAGCGAGCGUAACCUCCAGGCCAGCAAUAUGGCGCCCAUCUACAACAACGCGGCCAACAUUUGCGUAUGGUUAAGCCAGGACACGCCCGACAGCAAGCUGGCCAUGCGCUUCAUCCAGGACGAGCUGUGCGACAUUGAGCGCGCCCAGUGGUUCUCGCGACUGUGGAUCAUCCAAGAGAUCCUAUUUGCGAGGAAGGCGACGCUCCACUGCGGUCGGGACGAGCUGAGCUGGAGCCAGUUCGCAACGGCCAUCGAGUUGCUCCUCGAGACCGAGAAAACGUCGCAGAGAUUCUCGUCCGUCAUGAAGAUGCGGCCCGACUUUUGGGACGGCUCGAGCUUGUUUGCACACGUCAACCAGUCGGGCGCCGGACUCCUAGGCCAGGGCAUCCUGUUUCGCGACUACAAGACAAAGUCGGCCUCGCAGGGUCCGCUCUGGCGCAUCGAGCAUCUCGUGUCGUCUUUGACGGUGGUGUUUGAUACUACCGAGCCGCGCCACUGCAUCUACGCUCUGCUCGGAGUCGUCGCGGACGUGACGCCCUCGCCUGACGUCAAAGACGAGCCGAGGCUGCUUCGACCGUGGCGUCUCUCGGAGGUCGAGCUCAAGACGGCGCGGUAUCUAAUAGUCUACUCGAAGCCCUACCCCGAAAUCUGCAUGAACUUCGUCGAAUUCUGCAUCGAUCACUCUCCCCACCGACACUGGGCCCUCGAUAUCAUCUGUAGGCCGUGGGCCAUGGAGCCCGUCCCGAAAAAUUUCUCAACGGGCGAGCGUGACCACGCCUCCGAAUUUCUCCCAAGCUGGGUCAUAGAGGCUCCCGAGACGUCCUUCAGAAUCAUGACGCAUCCUCUGUCGAGGAAGAAGGUGACGCGGCAGAAUGCCGACUCCCUGGCGGCACCGCCCGACACGGCCAGAACCCAGUACGCUGCAUCUUCGAACGAGACGUUUCGCCGGUCCACCCUAACGUUCAGGAGGCGGCCAAACCUGAGGCACUACAGCAUGCUUGUCCGGGGUUUUGUUUUCGAUCAGAUUGAGAGAGUGGAAGCCUCGUCACAAGACGGCUGUAUCCGAAGGAGUGAACCGAGCUCGCCAACUGGACCAAACUUGAGACUCCACUGCCCCAGGAGUUCUGGCGCACGCUCGUCGUCAACCGGGGACGCGACGGGGCGGCCGCCGCCCAUCUACUUACGAGGAGGCGUGCUGGCGGUCUGCCAUCAGGGCGGGAUUCAAAGCCGGGCAUUCUGCAAGCGAGUGCAGGCCUCGAGCUUGAACCGCCGGCUCUUCAAAACGAGCGGAGGGCGGUCGGGACUCGCGAGCAAGAGCGUUGCCAGCGGCGAUCUCCUGUGUAUCCUACCCGGAUGUAGCGUCCCCGUCGUUUUCCGCCGCUUCUCCAAAGCGCCCGGCGAUAGCAAGGCCGAGAAAAACGAGGACAAGCUCCAGCAUAGUUUGGGCGUCUUCAAGCGGACACUGCUGGACCGGAUACGGGCGAAGGAGAUGAGAGAGCAAUGGGCAAGGCAAAACCGAGGAGUACAACCGCUAUAUUCAAAGCCUCAAGAUCCCAGGAUGGGACAAGACGGAGGGAAGUUGGGUCAUGAAGAAGGCCGCCAGUGA